AUGCAAAAGGAUACGGAAAGUAAUCCGUGGCCUGACUCGUUGAAGGAGUUUAUAGGUAAAUGUAUUCAAGAUGCUGAAGAAAACAACCACGUUGGUUUGCAAGACGAAGUAAAAAUUUUGAUUUCUCGCCAAUAUGAAAACGGAAAUAUAUGGAAUAUAGAUUGGUCGACUAUGAAUUUGGAUGCUCUACGAAAAUUAACUGCAAUUCAGGAUCAGAUGCAGGAAGACAAGAAACGUAAGCUAGAUCAACCAAGCAAUAAUUCAGUCUCCGGCGAUCAAACAGAACGAGCAAAAAAAGAGAAGAGGAAGCGUAGGUUUCUUGCUGAUGAACGCUCAUCUACUGCUUCCACACCAGUGGAACCCGAAAAGUCCAUUAACGAUGGAGCAAUCGUUGGAAGAUCCACUGCUUUGGAAAAAAGAUACCUCCGUUUAACUUCCGAUCCUGACCCCAAUACCAUUCGACCGCUUCCAAUUCUGAAACAAACGCUAGAAUUGCUGAAAAGGAAAUGGAAAGAAGAAAAAAACUACGCGUAUAUCUGCGACCAAUUUAAAAGUCUUAGACAAGAUCUUACUGUUCAAAGAAUACAAAAUGAUUUUUCCGCGUUGGUUUAUGAGAUUCAUGCCCGAAUAGCUUUAGAAAAGGGCGAUGUAGGUGAAUACAAUCAAUGCCAGACUCAAUUGUUUCAUUUGUAUGGGUUUGGCGUCCCCGGAAAAGUCAAAGAAUUCUUAGCAUAUAGAAUCCUUUACAUACUUUACACAAAAAACCGGUCAGAAAUGAACAGUCUUUUGGCAAAUUUGGCAGAUGAAGAAAAAGAGGAUCCUGCUGUUCAGCAUGCUUUAGAGGUUAGGUCAGCAAUUGCUACUGCUGAUUAUUACAAGUUCUUUCAGUUAUAUUUAUCUGCUCCCAAUAUGGGAGGAUACUUGAUGGAUCUUUUUGUUGAAAGAGAACGCGUCAACGCCAUGUACAUGAUUUCAAAGGCUUACCGCCCAUCCGUUCCUGUUGAUUUUAUAGCCAAUACUUUGGCGUUUGAAGACAUGGAUGAAUGUAGAAACUUUCUUAUUGAUUGCCAAUCUUUGUUCGACCCGAAUGAUUCAGAACGUGUACUAAUGAAAGAAAGCAUCGACAAAUUCGAUGCCAUCAAGAAGAAACAUACGGUCGUUGAUAUUAAAGGGCAAAUCUAA
This is a messenger RNA of Schizosaccharomyces osmophilus, 1182 nucleotides long. RefSeq names its product SAC3/GANP/THP3 family protein, LENG8-like protein (gene iss9). Bases 1 to 1182 code for a protein of 393 amino acids. Gene Ontology annotation, cellular component: nucleus. The record is from RefSeq and is a predicted model, not a curated record. The transcript is spliced from 3 exons. NCBI's taxonomy places the organism in Eukaryota, Fungi, Ascomycota, Schizosaccharomycetes, Schizosaccharomycetales, Schizosaccharomycetaceae.